Messenger RNA from Fukomys damarensis (Damara mole-rat), 1128 nucleotides. It is a transcript of the gene Cope, whose product is annotated as COPI coat complex subunit epsilon. Gene Ontology annotation, molecular function: structural molecule activity; protein binding. The transcript is spliced from 9 exons. The coding region runs from base 161 to 1018 and encodes 285 amino acids. Gene Ontology annotation, biological process: intra-Golgi vesicle-mediated transport; endoplasmic reticulum to Golgi vesicle-mediated transport; retrograde vesicle-mediated transport, Golgi to endoplasmic reticulum. Gene Ontology annotation, cellular component: COPI vesicle coat. The record is from RefSeq and is a predicted model, not a curated record. Lineage: Eukaryota; Metazoa; Chordata; Mammalia; Rodentia; Bathyergidae.
UUGCGUCUCCCGCCUUCUCACUCCCGUAUAAGAGCCUCCCAUUGGUUCAUCCAAUGAAGUGCGACAUGUGUAAACUACAUUUCCCGUAGUGCUCUGUGGUGGUGGGGCCUCUGCUUCCGGCCGACGUGUCUCUCCGGAAGUGCAGCAAGGCCGUAGAGACAUGGCCCCUCCAGCCCCCGGUCCGGCACCCGGGGCCUCCGGGGAGGUGGACGAGUUGUUCGACGUGAAGAACGCCUUCUACAUCGGCAGCUACCAGCAGUGUAUCAACGAGGCUCAGCGGGUGAAGCUGUCCAGCGCAGAGAAGGAGGUAGAAAGGGACGUCUUCCUGUACAGAGCAUACCUGGCGCAGAGGAAGUACGGCGUGGUGCUGGAUGAGAUCAGGCAGUCCUCGGCCCCGGAGCUCCAGGCCGUGCGCAUGUUCGCAGAGUACCUGGCCGACGAGGGCCGCAGGGAUGCCAUCGUGGCCGAGCUGGACCGGGAGAUGAGCAGGAGCGUGGACGUGGCCAACACCACCUUCCUGAUCAUGGCCGCAUCUGUCUACUUCCUGGACCAGAACCUGGAUGCGGCCCUGCGCACCCUGCACCAGGGCGACAGCCUGGAGUGCAUGGCCAUGACCGUGCAGACGCUGCUGAAGCUGGACCGCCUGGACUUGGCCCGGAAGGAGCUGAAGAGGAUGCAGGACCAGGACGAGGAUGCCACGCUCACUCAGCUGGCCACCGCCUGGGUCAACCUGGCCGUGGGCGGUGAGAAGCUGCAGGACGCCUACUACAUCUUCCAGGAGCUGGCGGACAAGUGCUCGGCCACGCUGCUGCUGCUCACGGGGCAGGCGGCCUGCCACAUGGCCCAGGGCCGCUGGGAGGCGGCAGAGGGGGUGCUGCAGGAGGCACUGGACAAGGUGACAAACCGCUACCUGUCACAGCUGAAGGAUGCCCACAGGUCACACCCUUUCAUCAAGGAGUAUCAGACCAAGGAGAACGACUUUGACCGCCUGGUGCUCCAGUACGCGCCCAGCGCCUGACAGCCACAGGACACCUGGGCCAGGCCCCCACCCAGCCUGACCCUCAGCCUCGCCCGUGCCCUGCGCUGCCAAUAAAUGUCUCGCUCUGGCAUCGCUGCCCACGCUGUGGU